CCAUUCCCGACCGGUUCGGCCCGAUCCAGACUCGGCGCUCUGACAAAUUCUCCAGGCCUGUGCGUUUUUGAUGGAACUCCAGGUGAUCGGCUGCGUUUCCUCAGUCUUUGGAACGAUGCUGAACUGACCCAAGUAGAUCUCAAAUUGCUCACUUCACUGCAAAAGCAGCUUCCCAAACUGUGCACGGAUUUGGAGAGUCACACUGCACACCGUGCAUCCAAAUUUCGUGAACUAUACGGUCUUGUCUGUGGCUCCAGUCCAGUUGCGUUGAAGGAUUUUGGGGGCAGCGUAGUGUGA
Echinostoma caproni is the source of this 297-nucleotide messenger RNA. The record is from the annotation of a GenBank genome assembly. NCBI's taxonomy places the organism in Eukaryota, Metazoa, Platyhelminthes, Trematoda, Plagiorchiida, Echinostomatidae.